AUUUCGCGUACUGUCCAUUAAGAGUUUUGAAAACGAUAAACAAUUAACAAACUGAGUAACAGCUUACAAGUUUUCCAAAGAUUUUUUUUAUCAUAAUUCAUAAUCGCCCUUAUCAAAAUGUCUGAGUUCAAAACGCCAGUGAAAAGCAAAUUAUUGAGUGAUGGUGCUGAAAAAAGAGAAAUAACAAUUCCUCCAUCGCCUUUCCUGAACAGACUUGGUUAUGGAACUGGCGUCUCUGUAAUGCAACUGGUGCGAUCACCAAAAGCCGGUCAGAUAAGAUCACCGUGGGCAUUGAAGAUGUUAAAUAAGCGCGUUAAACCCAACAAAGUUUACACAGAAAGGCUCCAGGCUGAAGCUGAGUUAUUACAAAAAAUGUCACAUCCCAACAUUGUGGGUUUUCGAGCCUUUAGCAAAACUAAGAUCCUGUACUUGGGUAUGGAGGCCUGUGAUCUCUCCUUAGGAGAUAUGAUUGAAAGAAGAGUUGAAGAUGGUUUGGAAGCAUUUCCACCAAAUAAUAUUAUAAAGGUAGCAUUAGACAUAGGCAGUGCAUUAGACUACCUUCACACAAAGAUGCAGAUCCUCCACGGAGACAUGAAAUCUUACAAUAUAUUGGUGAAUGGGGCCUUUGUGGUGUGCAAGCUGUGUGACUUUGGAGUGACACUACCGCUCAAUGAGAAUGGAGUUUUUGACAAGGAGAAUGCUGGCAAGAAAGUGUAUUAUGGUACGGAAGCAUGGAGUGCUCCAGAAGUGUUGGAAGGUGAUGAGAUCAGCAGCAAAACAGAUAUCUGGCCGCUCGGGCUUACUCUGUGGGAGAUGAUGUCGCUGCAUCCGCCUCACACACAGAUUGAUGAGAAUUUUGAUGAAAGCCUGGAGUUUGAUGAUAGCUAUGUGGAUAAUAAUUUUGAAUUGUACGGUACUCGGCCAGCGAUUCCAGCAACAGUAUCUGUAGAGGAGUACAGUGAGCCAAUCUCACUAUUCCAAGCUUGUACAGAGACGGAGCCAUCUCGCAGACCCUCAGCAGGACAACUGGCUUCUAUAGCUGGGACUAUGGUGUGCAAGUAAUUGUUAAUCGAUUUGAUGAUGAUGAUAAGGCUUGGUGCUCUGGACGUCUUCUGUGAAAUACUGGGAAAAAAGUACCCUUUCUUUUAACUCAGUUAAAUUUUUGUCCCGCUUAGAUGUGAUUGACAGGUAUUCAACAUGUUGUAGAAAGUUAUUAGCAAUAUUGGUGAUGAUAAAUUUUCAAAGAUUAGAAAAAGAAUUCUCAAUUAU
Zerene cesonia (dogface butterfly) is the source of this 1269-nucleotide messenger RNA. Its product is annotated as lymphokine-activated killer T-cell-originated protein kinase homolog. Gene Ontology annotation, molecular function: protein serine/threonine kinase activity; ATP binding. Gene Ontology annotation, biological process: protein phosphorylation. Gene Ontology annotation, cellular component: cytoplasm. The record is from RefSeq and is a predicted model, not a curated record. Lineage: Eukaryota; Metazoa; Arthropoda; Insecta; Lepidoptera; Pieridae. The transcript has 5 exons. Bases 118 to 1062 code for a protein of 314 amino acids.